This is a messenger RNA of Mus musculus (house mouse), 1107 nucleotides long. It is a transcript of the gene Pth2, whose product is annotated as parathyroid hormone 2. Lineage: Eukaryota; Metazoa; Chordata; Mammalia; Rodentia; Muridae. Gene Ontology annotation, biological process: neuropeptide signaling pathway. Gene Ontology annotation, cellular component: extracellular region. Bases 738 to 1079 code for a protein of 113 amino acids. The record is from RefSeq and is a predicted model, not a curated record. The transcript has 2 exons.
AUGGUUGGCCCUAAUCUUCACCAUACCCCCAUGUCCCUUGUAGGGAGGGAAAGACUUUUCCCAGUGGAAGCCCAGGGCCUCCUGUGUCCCAUUUCACGGUGGUGACUUCACCUGUUUGCACACUACCACCGCCUGCCUCUCUCUCUGUCUCUGUCUCUCUCUGUCUCUCUUUCUCUCUGUCUCUCUCUUGUCCCUGGCUCUCUCCUGACCAGCUCCUUUCCACACCCUCUCUUCUCAGCCUUCCUCUCUUCCUUCUUGCUUUUCCCUUCCUAGGCAUCUUGUCUUUGCCCUUCUGUCUGGAGGUUAUUUCUUUUCUGUCUUUCUCCCUUGUGUCCCUCUGCUCUCUUUCCUGCCUCUCUCUUGUGUUCUCGACUUGUGCUCUGAUGGUCCCCCUCUCCAGUCUCUAUUUUUAUCCCUCUGACACACCCCUUGUGUCCACCUCUCUGUCUGUACCACCACCCCCCCUUCUUCAGUACUAGCUCUGGGUCCCAAUUAGUUGGUGUUGGCCACGGCAGCGCAGGGCCCCACCAGGCUUCUCAUUACCGCUGGCGGCUCCUAAUGAGCGUGGGGUGGAGUGACCCCGCGCCCCCAGCCCGGCCUGCGUCACUGCCGCCGCGGGGGCUGUGAGGGUAUAUAAAAGGGGCGUGAGCAUAGCUGCCUGAGCCCACUGCACGGUAGGGGGUCCUGUAGGAGGCUGGUGGCAGGGUUGGAUUGUGGGCCCUAGGCUUCUGGGCGGGAUGAUGACAUUGAGAUUCUGGCCCCUGUAUCCACAGGUGAUGGAGACCUGCCAGAUGUCCAGGAGCCCCCGAGAGCGGCUGUUGCUGCUUUUGCUGCUGCUACUGCUUGUGCCCUGGGGCACUGGCCCUGCCUCAGGUGUUGCCCUGCCCCUCGCUGGUGUGUUCAGCCUCCGCGCCCCGGGUCGUGCCUGGGCGGGCUUGGGUAGCCCCCUGUCUCGGCGCAGCCUGGCGCUAGCUGACGACGCGGCCUUUCGGGAGCGCGCGCGCCUGCUGGCCGCCCUGGAGCGCCGCCGCUGGCUGGACUCUUACAUGCAGAAGCUGUUGCUACUGGACGCGCCCUGAGCCUAAUAAAGAGCCUGUCGCACUGCGA